Messenger RNA from Medioppia subpectinata, 680 nucleotides. The record is from the annotation of a GenBank genome assembly. Lineage: Eukaryota; Metazoa; Arthropoda; Arachnida; Sarcoptiformes; Oppiidae.
ACGACACCAUUGAUGGAAAUAUUGGGACUAAAAGUAUUAAGUUUACUGAAGACCAGAAUAAGGAAGUGAUGAAGAAUACAGAGAAUUUGAAUUCAGUUAAAAAGCACAACAAUAAUAACAAUAUGAACAGAAGUAAUACAUUUCCGUCCAAUAAUAAAAAAGAUCACCGAAAGAAUAUCAGGACAAACCCGGAUCAGCUCAAUGGUGAUCACUACCCCCUGGGGAAAUAUUACGAAAUGAUAUCAUUAGAAGAGGAAAAGUCUGAGACAUUUAGCAAAACCAAACCCGAAGACCAAAAAUACGUCAAAUUUACCAAAAAGCAUUUGGUCCGCACUUACCCUAAGGGCGACUUAACUAACUAUAACCCAAUAGCGCACUGGAAUAUGGGCUCACAAUUGGUGGCACUUAACUAUCAGAUCACUGACAAACCAAUGCUUUUCAACGAAGCCCUGUUCGCAAUGAAUGGCAAAUGCGGUUACGUUUUGAAGUCUGAUUAUCUUAGAAAAGGCAAAGAGUACGGUAUGAGUGGCCGGAGUUCGGUAAUCAAUGCGCCGACCAGUAAAAUAAAAAAGAUUAUAAGCGGACAACACAUUCCCAAACCGGGAAAUUCAUUGGACGGCGAGAUUGUGGACCCGUAUGUGGAGCUCCGUGUGUACGGACAUCCGGCCGACUCUAAAACU